AUGUCAUCAACUGCACCUGAAACUCCAUCAGAUCAAGAUAUUGCCGUUAUUGGUAUUGGUUUGAGAUUCCCAGGAGGGUCCACCAAUCCAAACGAGUUCUGGAGCGACAUGGUCAACCGUUUCGACGGUAUCUCCAAGACGGCCGACACGAGAUGGUCACAGUCCUUCCACGACCAGGACUUCAUCUCCAACGAGUUUGGUGGCUACAUCAGCGAAGAGGAAUGGAAGCGCUUCGAUCCUCUGUUCUUUGGUGUGCUGCCAAAGGAGGCCAUCCAUCUGGACCCACAGCAGCGUGUCCUUAUGACCAUCCUCUGGGAGGCCCUGGAGGACGCCCAAAUACAGCCAGCCAAGUUGCGUGGCUCUGACACUGGAGUGUUCAUCGGUUUGAUGAACCUCGACUACCAGAAGCAAGGCUUCAGAGAGAUCACAGACAUGUCGCCAUACCUGUUGACUGGAAACGGUAACUCGUUCAUCUCCAAUCGUCUGUCCUUUGCCUUUGACUUCCGUGGCCCAUCAAUGACCCUCGACACUGCUUGCUCAUCAUCACUCAACGCCGUCUACCUGGGAGUGCAAGCCAUCCAGUCUGGCGACUGUGAGAUGGCCGUCGUUGGAGGUGUCAACGCACUCUACGACCCAACAAUCUCGAUUGCCUUCACCAACUUUGGAAUGUUGUCACACAAGGGCAAGUGCCGCAGUUUCGACGCCUCUGCCGACGGUUUCGUCCGUGCUGAGGGUGCCGGUCUCUGUAUUCUCAAGCGUCACAGCGCCGCCGUCCGCGAUGGCGACCGCAUCUACUGUGUCAUCAAGGGAGGCAGCUCAAACGUCGAUGGCUACAACAAGAAGAACACAAUCACUGCACCAUCCAUGCACGCCCAGGCCGAGAACAUCGAUCUGGCACUCAACCGCGCACAGCUCAAGCCAGAGGACAUCUACUACAUCGAGUCCCAUGGCACUGGUACCCCAGUCGGUGACCCCAUUGAGGUCGAGGCUCUGUCCUUGGUCUUUGCCGACAACCACACCAACGAGAACCCACUCCGAAUCGGUUCCGUCAAGUCCAACAUGGGUCAUUUGGAGUCAGCCGCCGGUAUCGCAUCGCUUAUCAAGGUUGCUCUGAUGUUGAAGCACCGCCAGCUCGUGCCAAACAUUCACUUUGAGCGCGUCAACCCCAAGAUCAAGUUGGACGAGUGGCACGUCAAGGUCGUCACCGACCAAGAGGACUUCCCAGAGGACAAGGUUGUUCGCAUGGGUGUAAAUAGCUUUGGUUUGUCUGGUUCCAACUGUCACAUUAUUUGUGAGGAGGUUAAGUCCAACUUAGUUAACAACCAGAUUGCUGCAGCUCCAAAGAAGGAGUACUUGGUGCCAGUGUCUGCCAACUCCAAGGUGUCCUUGGACAAGUACAUAAGCACUGUUGCCGAGAACGUCGAGCAAUACAAGUCAACAAUUAAGUUUGAGGACUUUGCCCGUCACCAGAUCCAAGCCAGAUCACACUUGUACGCCAUCAGAAAGGUGGUCGUCGCCAGCGACUGGGAGGACUUUGUCUCCCAGAAGACCACCUACUCGACCAACUCGACCCAGUCCUCCAACAUUGCCGCUCUUGGCAACGCUCAGAACACCCCAAUCGUCUUUGUCUUCUGUGGUCAAGGUCCACAAUGGAAGGGCAUGGGCAAGGUGCUCUACGAGACCGAGCCAGUCUUCAAGAAUGCCGUCGACCGUUGUGACGCUCUGAUGGCCUCGCACUUUGGUUACUCCAUCCUUCAGUCACUCAACGACUUGGCCUCAGAGAGCUCGCCAGAGAUCCACGAGCCCAAGCUUGCUCAGCCAUCCGUCUUCCUGAUCCAAGUUGGUCUGGUUGCUCUCUACGAGCACUGGAACAUCAAGCCAACCAUCGUCGUUGGUCACAGCUUUGGUGAGGUCACUGCUGCACUCUGCGCCAACAUCCUCAGCCUUGAGACUGCUGCCAAGAUCGUGUACCACCGCAGCACUCUGCAGAACUUGACCAUUGGAAGCGGUAGAAUGCUGUCCAUUGGUAUUGGCGGCGAUCAGUACAUCAGGGACUACGCCAGCGCCUACCCAACACUCGAGAUCGCCUGUUACAACUCAUCCGACUCGAUCGUCAUCACUGGUGAUGAGCCAACUCUCAAGGCUGCCGCCGACAAGAUGAAGGAGGCCGGUAUCUUCACCGCCUUCCUCACUACCCCAUGCUCGUUCCAUUCGUCGCACCAGGAGAAGAUCAAGCAGCAGGUGUUCGACUCGCCCCUCAAGGACCUCGAGUACUCAUCAGGCCCAUUGCUUCCAUUCUUCUCCACCAUCCACGGUGGAUUGUUGCGCAACAAGGAGGAGUACAACGUCCAGUACAUUUACGACAACCUUCGCCAGCCAGUCGAGUUCACCAAGGCCAUCGCCAACAUCUUCUCGUACAUUGGUGAGCAGAAGAUGGGAACCUCGCCAGUCUUCCUCGAGAUUGCCCCACAUCCAACUCUUGCCUUCUACAUCAAGAAGUUGACUCCAGCCCCAUCCGACGAGAUCACCUUCACCCCAUUGGUCCUGUCACCACUGCACAAGAAGAAGCACGACACUGAGGCCAUGCAGUCGACCUUGGCUGCCAUCUACAACCACGGCAUCAACAUCAACUUUGCCUCGCAAUUGAUCGACUCCAACACCAACCUCGCCUGGAAGGAGCUCACUCACAUCCUGCCACGCUACCAGUGGGACACUGAGGAGUACUGGUUCGAGCCAUUGGUCAGCCAGAAGAUCAGAUUGGAGGGACCCGCCACUAACAUCCUCGGCCAUCGCCAGAACACUGGUGGUCAGCUCUACCAGACUGUGAUCGACGUCAAGCUCGCCGCCUUCAACUACCUCAAGGGCCACAAGAUCAAGGGCAAGUACCUGUUCCCAGGCUCCGGCUACAUUGACAACAUCUGCAACAUCUUCAAGGGCCAGGACUUUGACAUCCACAACCUCGAGUUCAACAUUCCCUUCUUCUUGACUGAUGGCGUGCAGCACCACCUGCAGUCCAACGUGAUCGCCAACUCCAAGAACGAGUACAAGGUUGAGUUCAACUUCAAGGAGAACCACAACACCGACAAGUGGGUCAAGUCUGCUCACGGUCGUGUCUCCACCUACACUCCAUUGCCAGCCGACCAGAUACCCAAGGUCGACAUCGCAGCCCUGCGCGCCCAGUGCAACUUGGCCACUCUCUCCAAGAACGAGGUCUACACCAAGCUGCAGACCCUCGGUCUACCAUACGGCCCAACCUUCCAGCGCAUCCAGUCCUUCUCCUUUGGUGUUGGCUGCUCGUUUGCCACCCUCGAGAUGACUCCAACCGUCUCUGCCUUUGACAAUGGCAGCUUCUUCAACGCUUCCAUCUUGGACUGUGCCCUGCACGCCCUGUUGGCCCUCAUGGACGGCCCACAAGAGAUUGUGUUCGAGCGUUUGGAGCACUUCAAGGUGUUCUCCUCCAACCUGCCAGUCACCCGCCCAGAGAAGGUCUACCUGUUCUCCAAGGUCAUCAAGGAGGCCGGUAACACAUCGCAGGGUUCCGUUGCCAUCUACGCUGAGGAUGGAUCAGUCUUGGCCACCUUUGGCAAGAUCGUCUCCAACUCCUUGAUCAAGGUCAAGAGAACCACUGUCGUCAAGCACCCAUCCAAGGAGCUGUACACCUCUGUCUGGGGACCAAAGGAGUCCUUCACCGUUGCCCCAGCAGUCACAGCUGUUGAUGUUGCCUCCGCCUCUGACUACGUCACACCAACUUGCGUCUCGACCUUUGCUCACCCAGCCAAGGCAACCGUCCGCCCAUGGAGAAUGGUCGACUUAUUCAAUGGCGAUAUCCAGCAGACUGUCCACACUCUUGAGGUGCUCAGCAAGUUGAACAACUCCACCAUUGUCGAGUACACCAUUGUGUGCACUGCCGAGAAGAAGGAGACUCUGAAGGUUGACCUCAGCAAGUACGCCAGCGACACUCUGUUGCUUAGAUUCCGCACUACCCUCUCGCUUGAGAAGUGCUUGGUCGAGCAAGGACUUUUGGUCUCCAGCUACGAUAUCAUCAUCACCAACUUUGCCCUGGCCGCAUCCUCUGUGCCAGCUUCUCAGAUCGUUGCUAACCUCACCAGUGUCUUGGCACCAGGAGGUCGCCUUGUCCUCCGCGAGGCUCCACAGUCAUCGAUCGUCUUUGAUGCCCAGACUACCGUUGCCUUCGAGAACAACUUCACUGCUGCUGACCUCACCCAGCUCGUCCAGCAGGCUGGUCUUACCCACGCCACCACCGUCGCCUCCAGCGCCCUCACUCAGGCUGUCGUUGUCGUCGCCCAGAAGCCAUUGAUUGAGGCUCUCCCAACUGUCUCUGCCAUCGACAAGAUCGCCUUUGUCGUCUCUGGUAACGCUCAUGAGGAGUACUUCAUCCAGCAAGGCCUGCUCAAUGCCAACAAGAUCGAGAUCUUCCAGUCGGCGAGCCUCCUCGACGAGGCCGCCGCCAGCCAGCAGCAGAAGUUUGUCGACUUUGUCUGCGACGGAAGCAACACCUACGUGUACUUCCUCGCCGGUCUUGACGCCCUCACCACCUCCAACUACCAGGUGCGCACAAUGGAGUUUGUCAAGCUCAACCAGUUGCUGCUCAAGAACCAGGCUACCAACGCCAAGAUCGUUCUCCUGACUGCCAACGCCCAGCGCGAGUCUGUCAACUACCUCAACACAUCACUAGUCGGUAUCUUCCGUUACUUCCUCGAGUUCCAGACUGUGCUCAACACCGUUGCCAUCGACAUUGACACCACUGGUGCCGCCGCCACCAAGCUCGCCUUCUUGGCCAAGCUCACCAACACCGCCCAGCUCGGUGACAAGGAGUUCUUGAUCCGCGACAACCAGGUCCUCGUCCAGAGAUACCUGCGCGAGCCAGCCGCACUCGACUCACCAUCGUCCUACGAGAAUGACUCCGCCAAGUUGGUGUGCAAGCUCAACUCCAACCUGUCCUACGUGUUCCACCCACGCGACACUCUCGCUCCAGAGCAGGUCGAGAUUCAGGUUCGCGCCACCGGUAUCAACUACAAGGACAACCUGUUCUACCGUGGUCUGUUGCCCCAGGAGAUCUUCAGCAAGGGUGACAUCUACAACCCACCCUUCGGUCUCGAGUGCGCUGGUAUCAUCUCCCGCGUUGGCAGUGCCGUCAGCCGAUUCAAUGUCGGCGAUGAGGUCGUUGGUUUUGCCAGCCACUCAUUCUCCUCGCACGUGCUCACUCACCAGGACCGCGUGGUCAUCAAGCCCAAGAGCAUCUCGUUCGCUCAGGCUGCCUCGAUCCCAGUCGUCUACGCCACCGCCUACUACGCCAUCUUCCACGUUGGUCGCUUCAUGCCCGGCAAGGACUCCAUCCUGGUGCACUCAUCGACCGGAGGUGUUGGUCUUGCCGCACUCAACCUCCUCAAGUGGAAGAAGCACACUGGACCAGUGUUCGCCACAUUCGGAGGCUCCAAGGACAAGCGCCAGUUCCUCGAGGACACCUACGGCUCGCUGAUCACCAGCAUCAUCAGCACUGCCCACAACUCUGUCGCUGGCGGCUUCCCCGACCAGAUCCGUCAGUUUGAGCAGACCAAGGAGGGUGUCGACAUGAUCCUCAACACCCUGUCUGGUGACUUCCUCAAGCCCAACUUUGACGCCCUCUCCCAGAUCGGUCGCAUCAUGGAUCUCUCGGUCACCCAGAUGAUGGACAAUGACAACAUCGACAUUGAGGUGUUCAAGUACCACGUCGGCUACCAGACCAUCGAUCUCGAGCGUGCCAUCGCCUACAGUCCAAAGAUUGUCAAUGGUAUCCUGCGCGAGGUGUUUGCCGCCAUCGACGCCGGCGAGCUCAGCCCAAUCCCCGUCGAGACCUUCCCAGUGCGCGACACCAAGAAGGCCAUCGAGUACAUUAACGAGCGUAAGCACAUUGGAAAGAUCGUUGUGGACUUUGCCGACUUUGAGAAGGACGUCCUCACCCCAAUGCUCCAGGAGAUCGCCGAGAAGAAGGCUGUCAGCAUCGUCAAGCCAAACUACGCUCUCAACGGACUUGACUCGACCCUGCUGGUCACCGGUCAGACUGGUAUUGCCGUGUUCAUCCUUCGCUGGAUCCUCGAGCACGCACCAUCCACCCUCAAGGACAUAGUCGUUCUCUCGCGUUCAGCCCUCAAGUGGGAGCUCCAGCUGCUCAUCAACCAGACCAAGGCUGCUGGCAGCCACGUCAGGAUCCACUACCGCUCUGUUGACGUCUCCAACUAUGACAACCUCAAGGAGACCGUGUCAGCCCUCUACCAGGCUGAGCCCACUCUCGGCCCAGUCAAGUCCAUGAUCCACUUUGCAACGAUCUACGACUACUGUGAGGUGGACAACAUCACCCAGCGUACUAUCACCGCAACCCACGACCCCAAGGCUGUUGGUGCCAUCAACCUCCACCAGCUUGGCCUGCAGCUCGGCUGGACCUACAACCACUUUGUCCUGUUCUCCUCGAUUGUGUCUGUCCUCGGAUCGACCAACCAGGCCUCCUACACCUCGGCCAACUUUGUCCUCGACGGUCUGGCCCACUUCAGACGCUCACAGGGUCUUGCCGCCACCGCAGUCAACUGGGGUGCACUCGACGCUGGUGGAGAGGUCGCCAAGGACAAGUCCGUGUCCCAGUUCCUCCAGAGCCGCGGCAUCAACCUCGUGUCCCUGUCCAAGAUUCUUGGUGGUCUCAACGGUAUCUUCAACGGCGAGAAGGCUGAGACUCAGGUCAUGCUGAGCAACUACAGCUACAAGUCAUUGUUUGAGUACUGCCCACAGAUCAAGAUCAAGAUGGAGCAUCUUGCCGAGGACUCUGACCUCGAGAGGAAGCAGGCAUCGGCCAGCUCCUCGACCGGUGGCAACAGCAUCUCUGAUCGCGUCGUCGCCCAGAUCUCUGAGCUUCUGUCCAUCCACCCAUCCAAGCUUAACUACGACACCCGUCUCAAGGACUAUGGUAUUGACUCGCUGCUCACCGUGCAGUUGAAGAACUGGAUCGACCAGGAGUUCCAGAAGAACCUGUUCACUCAUCUCCAGCUCUCUUCCAACUCGAUCAACUCAAUCAUCCAGAAGAUCACUGCCAAGACCCCAACUGCCGCCGCCGCAACUGCCACCACUGCCACUGGCACAGCCAACAAGGAGGUCGCCACCUCUACCUCCAAGCCAGGCACCAAGCCACUUGAGUUCUGGAAGCAAGAGAGUGUUCUCGACGCUGACAUCACCCCAGCUGCCACCCUCAAGCCAGUCGUCCCAAUAAUCCAGGGCGCUGCUGUUAACGUCUUCUUGACCGGUGUCACUGGAUACCUCGGUAUCUACUUGCUCUCAGACUACCUGACCCAGGCCAACGUCAAGACCAUCUACUGUCUGGUUCGUGCCAAGAACUCCAUUGAGGAGGCCAAGCAGACCCUCUUCAACAAGCUCAACCAGUACAAGCUUAGCUUUGACCCAGCCGUGUUUGAGCAGCGUGUCGUCCUCGUCCUCGGUGACCUGUCCAAGCCACUCUUUGGCCUGUCCGCCGCCGAGUUUGAGCAGUUGGCCAACAAUGUCGAUGUGAUCAUCAGCAAUGGUGCCAACGUCAACUUCAUCGAGUUCUACGAUGAGAUCCGUCUCACAAACAUCAACGGUACCAAGGACAUCAUCCGUCUUGCCACCGCCGGCCACACACUCAAGCGCAUCGUCCACGUCUCAUCCAUCUCUGUCUUCUUCAACGACUCACGUAACGAGGCCAUCACUGAGGAUGUCUACCCAUCGCUCAACCACAUCAACGACAUGAACGGUUACAUCCAGUCCAAGGUCAUCACAGAGUACUUGAUCAGGGAGGCCGCCGCCCGUGGCAUCCCAGCCAUGAUCGUCCGUGUUGGACCAAUCUUUGGAGACUCCCGCACUGGUAUCGACAAUGAGAACGACAUCCUCGGACUCGUGGUCAAGUCAAUCUUUGAGCUCAAGAGCUACCCAACCUUCAACCAGCAGCUGGGCGAGGGCAACAUCAACACAUCACCAAUCGACUGGGUGUCACGCGCCUUUGUCGGCCUCACCCUGCAUGAUGCCUACUGGACCGCCAACAACACCAGCCGCACUCCAACCGUCUACCAUCUCAUCAACCAGGAUGAGAAGCGUCAGAUGAAGAACCUGACCGACAUCUGUAACAUUAUCAACGAGCAGUACCCACUCACUGUGGACGCCGACUUCCUCCAAUGGAAGGAGAAGCUGAUGACCUCUGGCAGCACACCUUGCAAGAAGAUCCGUGGAUUCUUCCGCACUGCCACCUCAUUCCCACUCUUCCACAUUGGCUUUGGCGACUGCAACCGUACCAUGGCACACCUUGCCGCUCUUGGCAUCCCACCAUGUGAGAUCAACACUCAGACCAUCAUCAAGAACAUAGAGUACUACCAAUCAAUCUCAAAGGCUGUUUUGGCUGAUUCAUAA
Messenger RNA from Acytostelium subglobosum LB1, 8424 nucleotides. RefSeq lists its product as hypothetical. The transcript has 3 exons. Gene Ontology annotation, molecular function: 3-oxoacyl-[acyl-carrier-protein] synthase activity; oxidoreductase activity. The record is from RefSeq and is a predicted model, not a curated record. Gene Ontology annotation, biological process: fatty acid biosynthetic process. Bases 1 to 8424 code for a protein of 2807 amino acids. NCBI's taxonomy places the organism in Eukaryota, Evosea, Eumycetozoa, Acytosteliales, Acytosteliaceae.